UUUUUAGAUUUGAAACAUCGAUGAUAAACAUCGAUAUAUUGUUUACAUCCCUAUUUAUUUACUUCUGUUGGUACACGCUUUACAACUCAUAUCAUGUGUGGAAUAUUUUGUGGUAUAAACUGUAGUAUAAUUAAUGGGAGUACUGAACUUCAAAAUGUUUUGAUACGGCGAGGACCUGAUUAUUCAUCUUCCAUUUCUAUACAUUACAAUAAUGUGCAUUUGGAGUUCGCUUCUUCAGUACUUUGGCAACAAGGAUUAAGUAUUUCUCCACAACCCUAUGAAGCUGGAAAUUUUAUUGUACUAUUUAAUGGCGACAUUUUUAAUAUACCUAAUGAGUUACAUUCGAUGUCAGACACGGAAUGGUUAGCAAAAGAAGUUUCAAAAAGCAAAAAUGAAAUGGAUAUAUGUAGAUUAAUUCAAUCCUUAGAGGGACCAUUUAGUCUCAUAAUAUUCAACAAAAGUAGUGGAACUCUUUAUGUAUGCAGAGAUAUUUUGGGCCGCAACUCUUUAAUAAUGGAAAAAGAUGAUUUGAAAUUUCGUUUAAUGAGUACAUCAUAUAAUUUUGACGAGAAAGGAAGAGAGCAACCUUCAAUGGAAUUACCACCUCUGGGAUUAUAUACAAUUAACGUUACUUCGCCUAUGGAGUGGAAACUAUUUCCUUGGAAACAAACUGUUCAUACGGCAUCAAAUGAAAUAAACAACUUGAAAGAAAUUUUUGAACUAAAUAUCUCUAUUGAGAAUUGCUUGCAACCAAAUUGGUUAUACAGUGAUAUAAAAACCCCGAAAUAUUUUAAUUUCUAUGAAAUGUGCAGAAAUCUGGAUACCAACUGCGAUAACAUGUUUGAACUUUUACUGGAAAACAAAGUUUUAUUAGAUGAAUUGCAGCGUUUCUCAUUAUUGUUGGAAGAAUCUGUAAAAAAUCGCGUUCGUUACACUCCUCAAUGGUGCAUCAAUUGUUCAAGUCAUAAAGGUAUUUGCAAUCAUGCUAAGGUUGCUAUUUUAUUUUCUGGUGGAAUUGACUGCUCGAUUUUAGCAGUGUUAUCGAACAAGUACAUUAAGGAUGAUGAUCCGAUCGACCUCAUAAAUGUAGCAUUUGAAAGACUGAGCUCAGGUCUAGAAAACAAUUGGGAUGUACCUGAUAGAUUGUCUGCCAAAAAUUCUUUUGCUGAAUUAAAAAAGUUAUAUCCACAAAGAAAUUGGAAUUAUGUAGAAGUUAAUGUAUCGCGACAAGAACUUUAUUGUAAUUUGCAGAAGCAUAUUAAACAUCUUAUAUUUCCUUUAAAUACUGUUUUGGAUGAAACUAUUGGUUGUGCAUUUUGGUUUGCUUCCCGCGGUAAAGGCAUAUGCUUAGGAAAGGAGUAUUUGUCAUCAGCAAGGGUCGUUUUGGUUGGUAGUGGUGCAGAUGAGCUGUUCGGAGGAUAUACACGGCACAGAAAUGCGUUUUCACGUUUUAAAGGGACUGAAACCGAGAAACUCGAAACCCUUCGCGAAGAAUUAGAUAAGGAUUGGAGCCGGAUUUGGGCUCGUAAUUUAGGACGCGAUGAUAGAAUUGUAGCAGAUAAUGGUAAAACAUUAAGAGCGCCUUUCAUUGAAGAACAUCUGGUUCACUACGUUCGCAGUUUCUCACCUUCGCAGCUUUGUUGCUUUCUGCUGAAAGAAGGAGUAGGCGAUAAAUUAUUUUUACGUUUAUAUGGUUUUCAAAUAGGUUUAAAAAAUAUAGCUUAUAUGAAAAAAAGAGCAAUUCAGUUUGGAUCAAAAAUAGCAAAUAAGAAACAAAAUGCAACUGAUCGUUCAAUUUACUUGUAAUAUAAUAUGCAUUGAAAAAUUAAAAGUCCGAAUUUGAUUGCUAACUUUUCUACUUUUACCAAACCAUUUAUGUAGGAUUACAGGAUUGAUACCCAGUAUCUGGCGCAUAUUUCUGGCAAGCCUGAGACUUUCACUUCAGUUUUUUGAUAGCUAUACUAUUUUAUUUGUUUUGCGUAUAGUUUUUUCUCUUUUUCACCAAGUUUUUGCAUUUUUUUCAAUCAAUGAAGCGCUUCAAUACAGCGAACAUACUUGGCUGGCGACAUUUUGAAAAUGAAAUAUCAGCAUUCAAAUGCCCACAUAAACAGAGCUUUUCUGUGCACUUUACAAAUUCAACAAAUUUCUAAUUUAUAAAAAUUUUGAAAUUUAUCAAGCAUUUCGUAUUCUGUGUCUAAAAAAAAACUAUUUUCUUGAUAAAUUGUUACUAAGCCAAAUGCUCUUCACAGCAUGUGUUUUUUUACAAAUAAAAUAUCUGGAUAUGGAUAGUUGUGAAAGUGAAUUUGUUGCAAUGGAAGAUAUUUUACUUUUUUUAUUUUUUACAAAGAGGGAAAUUGUGAACAUGGUGAUGGACUGCGUUAUUCAGAGGCUUUUAUAUUAAGAUUGUUAUUUUUCCUUUUUUUGUAUAAAAUAAAUGAAGAUAAUGCAGGUAACUUUGUCGAAAUUGAUUUCACUAUAUUGCAUACGAUUUCAGCCUAUCAAAUUUUUGGCAAUAAAUGACAAAGUUUAGAUUUUCAUAGCCCCAAGGAACUUUUUUGAAGCUAAGCAUAACAACCAACUCAACAUCUCCAAACGCAGCUGGUUCUACGCCACCGGAGUUGACCCGGAUUUUAUCAAAGGCUGGAGAUCUAACCCUGUUUGGAUCGAUUAGUUUUAAGUCUAGUUGUACGUCAUUGGAGCAACGCCUUGCAGCAGGGUUGCUCCAUAUCCUCUUACUCCGGGCUGGCAUCGAGUCCAACCCAGAGCCUGAGGUAUUUUUCUGCUGCGUAUGAGCUAAAAGGCUCCAUCCAAACGCAAUACUGCGACUGUUGCCUCUACGGCAGUGCAACUUGCACCUAGUUCGCGCAACGCACCGUCACCCUCAGUGAGUGGCCAACUUAGGGCCCCUACGGCCCCAGGAGCUCAAGUAGACAGCAUGACUCCGUGUGUCAGACCGUAAUACGUCGGAAUGUGACCUCAGUCAGAUGCAAUUCCUGCACUGGCUGGUGUCAUUUUUCGACGUGUUUCGGCCUGCGCACCACACGUGAGUGGAGUGUAUCGUACGUUGCCCCAUGCUGUAAUAGGAGUCUGCCCCCGCAACCAACAACAUCGGAGUCGCCAAACAACACCGAAGUGCGACAUUUUCCUUUGCGGGUAACACAGCUGCAACAACCUCCACCUGUACGUCACUCCCUCACUCCCAGGGUCACGACAGCAAGACACGCGACCAAGACACACCCGACUCUUACAAUUUAACUGCAACGGGCUCGAAGGUGAUAUCGACCGCAGGGACACUAUCCUAGAAUGUCAGGGUAUAGCUGUCCGGUCAGGCGAUGUCGAGCUCGAAAUAUUUAAUAUAUACAUCCCCCCAGUUACAAGUUGCCCAAGGAUAUCACUCGAAUAUUAGUGCGCGACUUCGUGGUGAAAACCGACAGGUACCUGGCGACUUUAACGCGCACCACGAUCUUUGGCAUUCUUGCCUGUCAAGUUAUCGGAGAGGGAUGGAGCUGGCAGAAAAGAUAGACGAUUCGAAAUUCUGCACAAUGAAUGACGAAGCCCCUACCAGGAUUAUGAGCACUUGCAGCAGCUUGCCAGACAUCACCAUUGCUAGCGGUGGUCUCUCUCUUCAUCUCUCUCUUCGACCUGUGCUCUUGCAUAAGACCAUCUGCCCAUAAUUAUCUCGAUUGAAAAACCUCCCGACUUUAUUUCUGCGGACAACCGCGCCUAUGUUAACUUUAAUAAAGCUAACUGGGACGGCUUCACAGAAUUCACUGAGAAUGCCUUCGCCGCUCUUCCCAUUUCUACGGACGUAAUCGUUGGCGAACGUCAAUUCCGCAAGGUGAUCACCGAUGCUACUGCUCGUUUCUUACCAGCCGGAAGAAUUGCUAAUAUGCGCCCCAAUUUCCCGGCUGAAGCGGCAGUUUUAGCAAAUGAGCGUGACUCCUUACGCCAGGUCGAUCCCUGUGAUCCCCGUAUAAGGGAUCUCAAUUUGGAGAUUCGAUAACUGGUAAAUAACUAUUAGCGGGCGAAAUGGGUAGAGCAUUUGAAGUCCUGUAAUCUUUCCACUGGUGUGAGCAAGCUCUGGUCAACCGUCAAAUCCCUGUCAAACCCCAGGAGACAUGACGACAGGGUUGAAAUUCAAUUCGGUAUCCAUGCCUCCUCGGACCCGGAGAGGGGCGCGAGCUAUUUUAGCCGACAAUUCAUACUGCACCCCCCGGUUGACAAGGCUAAAAGACGUGUCACCAGACGGCUGCGCAAUAUGCGAAACAGCGGCGCGCCACUUGUUUUCACCAGUGGGGAGGUUCAGGAGGUCAUCAGGAAGACCAAGUCCUCCAAAGCCAUCGGCCCUGACGGAAUCAAUUCUUUAAUGUUAAAACACCUGGGUUCAACGGGAGUAGAAUAUCUCGCCAAGGUACUUAAUCUUUCGCUAACCAAUCUUAAAAUACCCGAUAUGGAGAAAAUCGGAAGAGUGGUUCCACUACUGAAUCCUGGGAAACCCGCCAACCUAGAGGAGUCCUAUCGCGCGAUAACUCUCCUCUCUCCAGUAGUGGAGACACUUGAGGCCUUACUGCUCCCGACACUCACAUAUCACCUGAACCUAGCAGAACAUCAACAUGGUUUCCGUAAAGUGCACAGUAUCACUACAGCACUUAGCGUCAUAAACGCCCAGAUAGUUCAUGGUCUUAAUCAAAAACCACCCUGUAAGAGAACCGUCCUAGAAGCGUUGGACCUGUCAAAAGCUUUUGACACGGUCAACUUAACAACGCUACUAGAAGACAUGGAACAAUCAACACUUUCUCCGGGGCUGAAGAGAUGGAUUAUGAACUACCUGAGCGGUCGACAAUCAUCUGUAUUAUUUCGAGGUAAAACAUUGAAACUUAGACAAAUUAAACAAGGGAUUCCACAGGGCGGUGUCCUCUCCCAGUUACUGUUUAAUUCCUAUAUAUUUAAACUCCCUCAACCACCAGAGGGAAUUUAUGUUACCUCCUACACAGAUGAUUGUACGAUAAUGACGUCAGGCACUGGCAUCGAUGACAUGUGUUCGAAAGUGAACAGCUACCUCGAACUUUCUCGCUUCUUCCCUGCGAGGAGCCUGGCACUCGCACCCACCAAAUCCACGGCGACCCUUUUUACCAAUUGGACGAAGGAGUACAGACUAACAUUCACGUCGCGACGUCGACGCGUCGAUGGCACACCAAUUUGAACAGUAAACAAUCCCCAGAUUUUGGGAGUCACAUUUGACAGUCCGCACUCCUUCACUCCACACACGACUGCGAUAGUCAAUAAAGUACAGAGCCGCAACAAAAUCCUCAAGUCGCUAGCUGGUAGCACUUAGGGAAAGGACAAAGAAACGUUGCUGGCCACUUACAAGGCAAUCGGCCGGCCGGUCGUAAAUUACGCAGCACCGGUAUGGUCGCCUGGAUGCAGUGACACGCAGCAGAGGAAGCUACAGACGUGCCAAAACACCGCACUCCGAACAGCAACAGGAUACCUCUUAAUGUCACUAAUGACACAUCUUCACAGUGAGGCCAUUAUGCUGCCUAUUAAGGAGCAUAACGAACUGCUUAUCAAGCAGUUUCUACUUGGGUGUUUUCGUAGAAAUCACCCAUGUAGUCACUUGCUGGAAGCGGAACCGCCCCCUAGGUGCAUCAAGAUAUCAUUCCUACAACACGUCGACGAACUCAAUCCAUAUACCGACCAGACUGCGGACGCAAACAGUUUUAGACACGCACGCCAGUGAAUGGCGUCCUUGGAACCAAACCACCACCUAUAGCAGACAAGGAGCUUGAGUUGCCACGUGAAACCAGAGUGACCCUUGCGCAACUUCGAUCUGGAUAUUGUAGCAGGUUAAACUCCUACUUAUCCAGACUGAACCCCGACAUGCAAAAUACUUGUCCCGCAUGCAAUGAGUCCCCGCAUGAUACUAACCACCUCUUUGCAUGCCCACGAACCCUACUCAUCUAACACCCCUUUCCCUUUGGUCCAGCCCUGUCGAAACAGCACGUUUCCUGGGCCUCCCGUUAGAUGAUUUCGACGACAACUAAAUUUAUGCUUUUAGAUAACCGCUACAAUAACAACAACCAACCAACUAAAUCAAAAUUGCAUUCCAAAUAUUUUUAAAUAUAUUACAAAGAACAUAUGUAUAUGUAUUAUAUUAGCGGUUGUGUGAAUCCCUGCGAUCUGAUUAUCAACCUCAUGUCCGCGCGGCACCCUCUGUAUGGUUAGCAAACGAGGUCCUAGCGACCGAGUAAAGGCCGUAUAAUCUUAUCACCUGCAUAAAAACCGGAUAGAUAGACUGAUCUUAAACCAAACUUAUCCACGAAACAAACACUAAUCAAAAUAACGACCUUUAGCAUGAAAAAUAAGGCCAGAUUCUGAGCAUGGAAUAUUUGCGCAUUCUCAGAAACUUAACUAGCCAAAGAGCACAAGACUUACUGUUAAAUCAAUGUUAAAUUAUUAACUAUUUAUAACAAAUAUUGAAAUGGAUUUGCAAACUUACGUUAUAGAAUCAUUAAAUUCAAUUUUUCAAUUCAGUUCGAAUAUAAUUAGACAGAAAUCAGCUGUUUCUGUUAACAUUAUUUUGUUUCCCAUACUUGUGGGGAAAAGCUUUUUAUUUUAUCAAAAUUGUCAUAUAAUACCAAAAAAUUUAUUACUUGAUACAUAUCUGAAAAAAUUUUCAAUUUACUUGUUAUUUUGUGAAUUGCACACAAUAGGGCUGAAAAUGUCUGCUAUCGGUCAUAGCAAUCGGUUUGAAAGUUCAGAUGAUAGAAAUAUUUGCCUGUCGAGAUGUGGGGUUAUGUCGUCGAUGUAUUGCAAGAGCGACUUCUUGAUGACGCGGUUACUCUGCCAGCAGAUAACUAUAUGGGUGAAUUUUACGAAAAUACGGUGCGGUAUUCUGGCACAUUUGUCUGUUGGUUUCUGAUUAAGCCCAUGAACUAUCCGAGCGUUUAGAAUGCUGAAUGUAAUGAUUGCCAGAAGUAACAAAGCGUUAGGAGUCUCUACUAAUGGUAAAAGUAGAGUUAUCGAACGAUAAGAUUCCCCUUGGUUGGCGGGGUUCCCAGGUUUCCACUCUUCCAGGACCGCUUUUCUGAUUUUUCGCAUAUUAGGUAUUUUAAGAGUUUAAAGGGGGGGGGUAAGGUUCGACAACUUUUUUCUUCAUUUCUUUAAUUUUUUUUCUGAACCAACAACAUCUCAAGAAUAUUGUGUGAAAGUUUUAGGUCAUUCGGAGAACAACUAACGACUAACUAACAACUAACGGUACCUCCAGCUACCUGCGCUGAGUGUACAAAACUUUUAAUCGAUUUUCCCAAAUAUGUCAUUUUUAAAGUCGGUGACCCGCCUACAGAAAAAACUACUGCAUCGAUCGUUUUGAAAUUUUGAACAAAUAUUAUACAUAUAUAUAGCUCUCGAAUGACGUCGAGUUUUUAUUUUGUAAUUACUAACAAUUUUACAAUAACAAAUAGGUCGAUUUUUUCGUCUAAAAUCGUAAUUUUGGCUUGAAAAUGGUACCAAAAAUUUAAAAAUUGAAAAAUUAAAAAAAACUCGACGUCAAUUGAAAGAUAAACUAAUAAACUAAAGAAAGCAUUUUGAUUUUUUGGUUUCGGAUGAUUCAGUGAUGCUGUAGGCUGGUCACCGCACAACAACUUUUUUUCGAGGUGCCUGCAGAGAUCGACGAUAAAUCCGUUAUUCCUCGCUAUUUUUCGAUAAAACUUUUUUUAAGUAUCCUUCAAACCGGACUAUCGGCUAUCGGAAUUGAAUUUCAACUCGAUCGUCUUGUCUCCUUUGGUUUGACAGGGAUUUGACGAUUGACCAGAGUUUACUCACACCAUUGGAGAGAUUGCAGGACUUCAAAUGCUCUAUCCAUUUCGCCCGCUUAUGAUUACUUACCAGUUGUCGAAUCUUAAAAUUGAGAUCCCUUAUUCGUGGGUCACAGGGAUCGACCUGGCGUUUGGUACCUCGUUUACUAAAACUCAUUCUUUAUGAAUUCUGUGAAGCCGACAUAGUUAGCUUUGUUAAAAUUAAGAACGGUGUGGUUGUUCGCAAAAAUAAAUUCGGGGGUUUAUCAAUUGAGAUAAUUAUGAUGCGAUAGCUUGCAUAAGUCGCCAGGUUCUGCAGUUUAUCAGGCCACCGCUAGCAAUAGUGACGUCUGGCGAGCUGCUGCCGGUGCUCACAUUUCUGGUGGGGGCCUCGUCAUUUAUUUAGCAGAAUGUCGAAUCGUUUAUCUGUUCUUCCCGCUUCAUUCCUCUAUGAUCUUUUGGCAAGGGAUCAUUUGGGAUUCUUGCCAAGUACCAAACGGUUUUCGUCACGAAGUCGCUAAUAUUCGGCGAUAUCCUGUUGGACAUUAUAUAUAUUAAAUAUUUCGAACUCGACAUCGGCUGACCGGAUGCCUAUACGCUGACAUUCUAUGGUAAUGUUCCUGCGGUCGAAGUCGCCAUCGUUUAAACGAUAUUGCACUGUGUUGUGUAAGAUGAAUGCUAGGCCACCAUCACUGUCUCGCUCGCGAGGUUUACGUAUAAUCUUAGAGGCUGUUUAACUUGGUUACUUUGGCUGCAGCUAUUGAUACGCCUUCCCAAUGUUGCUCUGGAGUUCGUAGCAGUUGAAUUGUAAAAGUCGAGUACGUCUUGAUGUAUCUGUCGUGACCCGGAGAGUGAGGGUAUGACGUAUAGGUGGAUGUUGUUGUGCUGUGUUACCCGCAGGGGAAGUUUUUGCACUACGGUGUUGUUGUGGAUAAAAUCCGGAUCAAUUCCAGUAAUGUAGAACCUGCUGUGGUGAGAAGUGAUUUUAUUUAAUUCUCCUUUUAUUAUAUACGUAUAGUGCAAUAUUAUAGAUAUUUCAAUGAUAUUGAAUUUUAAUAGUUGUUUUGUACAUUUUUAUAUAUAUCCAAGACAUAUUUGCUUAAUUGUAAGAAUGGCAAACCAAUUCUGAUCUUCAAUGGUGUCACACAAUCUGAUUGGAUUUUCAUAUUUUCGAAUACAAGCAAAACCAAUAUUCGAACCAGUUGUACCACUUUUUAUUCAUGGGGCAAAAUUAACAAAGCAUUUUUUUGUAUUUUUUAUCACAUUAUUACUUCAAAAUAUUGAUUAAACUCGUAAAAUUUCAGCUUCUUCUUUAUUGGACAAUGGAAGCUACUUUCCUUGUGAUGAUUUGCGCUUCGCAUAUUAACAUAAAAUUUUAAGGAAUCACAGUAGUUCAGUUUAUUGUCAAGGGAAGUCGAAUAUUUUAUUAAAUAAACAGAUUUCAAUAUUUAUGAACUAUUAACAGGCCCGGCCACAUGUUUUCGUGGCUAAGGUAUACAUUAAAUUAAUUUGGUCCAAUCUUGGCUUCGGCGACGAUAUUGAUUACUCGAGGUUGAUUUAUGUUACGCAGCAUGAUGACAACUCACACUACUUUUAAUUGCAAAGUGAGUGGUGAUAGUACUGGCAAUUUUAAAUAGUUUGGGAUAAUUGACUACGUCAUCCUGGUUUGUAACUGUGUCAACUCUCUUGGACCGAAAUUCUAAAUUCUUUUUUUUUACCACCAAUAUAGUUCAUUCAAUCAGUCAUUUAUGGUUAUCAUAUUGAGGUUUCAUGCCAGGAAAACCUCUCUUUCGAGUCAUUGAAGUGACAGAAAUCUGUUGGAAAUGCUAUUAAUCCAUCGAGGUGUCAACUGCCAACUGCUUCUACAUUCGCAAUUUGAUAUUGUUGCAAAAACACUCAUAUGCUAGUUUUUAAUUGGCGAUUCUUUAUGUGUCGCCACAAAUUAAAUGAUUUUAGGCAUGCGAUUAGCCCGUUAGUAACAGUUGAUCCAGGAAUAAUUGUAAGAGUCUGGCGUAAAUCACCUGCUAACAGAAUCCUGGCUCCACCAAAAACGUUCAUCGACAAUCAAGAUCUUUUAAAGUCCUGUGCCGGACCUCCAGCGACUUCUUGAAUAUUUGGAAAAUCUUCGUUAUAGCGCUAUUUUUGGCGAUUUUGCAGACUGGUGUUUCGUUCAUUAGCAAUUUAGGAGUAAUUUCAAGCCCGAAUGUACCUUUUCUUUGCCUACUAAAAGGUGCCAAUUUGCCCCUAUACCCGUUAACCUUGGUGGUAAAAAUGAGUGAAAUUGGUUCUGGAAUUACAUCAGCCCUCAUAUACUAUAUACAAUUAAUUCCUAUUGGACUUUAUGUCGAAUAUAUAGGUCAAAUUUUGUGUUAUCAAUCUUUCAAAUUGUUUUGGGCUAUCGACACAACCUUAUACAAUUGCAUGAUUCAAUUAUAAAAGGUUUGAUAAGUAAACAGCUUUCUCGCUCUAUUUUGACACCCCUUCUGCGUUAGCAAAACAAUAAUGUUUCUUCCAAAAUCUAACCAGAAAAUUGUUCAAAAAUUUGUAAAUAGUAGCAGAUAUUUACCAAUACAAGGGGUAGGCAAUACUGUACAAAUUUUCUCGGUUUUUUCGUGAUUUCAUUUGUUGACAUUUCAAUUUUGGAUUGUGUGAAUUGAGGUAAGUAUUCCGUUGAAAUUUAAUUCUUGUUUUAAAAUCGGUAAUAUUCAUUAAGAUAUAUAUUUCAGUGAGUACACUAGCGAAUCCCACCUGUGAAGAAGUUUUUUUUAAACUUAUGAACUGUGUUGAAAGUAAUCGAGUAUGUUGCAAAGAUAAACUUAAAAUAUUUGUCCAAAAAUAAAUGAUAUAAUAUAUUUUUUUGCAGGAUUGAAUAACGUUGACAUCCUCUUCGUGUUUGUAGCAAGAUUCUACAAGGUUUUUCUACACGAAUUACAUUACCUAACGUAUGUAAGUAAUUUAUUGUUUUAAAAUAAGUGCAAUUUGCUUCCAGCGGCAAAUACACUUAACUUUUGUUAUUGCAAAGAAGUGUGCAAAAUUUUAACAAUAUCACAGAUAAGUCUUUAAGUGCAUUUGCCGUUUUACACACUUUCAUAGCCACAUAGCACACAUAUGUAUACAUUUAUAUUACCAUAAAAUUCGCCAAAAUUAUACCUACUCCUUUAUUGAAUACAUAUUUAUAUUACAACUAUUUUUAAGCCGUUAGUUUAAGUUUAGGCUACGUGCUUUGAUUGAACGAAAUAAAGAUUCUCUUAUAAUUAAAUCGUAGAACAAAACACACGUAUUUAUGAUUUUAUCAAAUACCUCCUUUUUCGCGAAAGGCAAUUAGACUUUAUUCCCCCAUCCCUAGAAAUUGUAUUUUCGCUUCUCAAAAACGCUUGAGAUAUUUCAUUCGGGUUAGUUGGUUAAAUUUAUUAGACAUAAUUCAUUAAAUUUGCAUGUACUUUACAAUUAUUGAAGUUAGCAUAUGCAUAUGUACUUCAUUCAUUCAAAACUACCACCUUCAUGAAAUUUUUAACCGAACAUUUUAUACUCUCGCAAUUUAUUUAUUUGACUUUAUUUAUAUUAUGUAAUACACAAUUUGACCCACAUAUUCGUCAUAUAUAUUGUAUAAAGUCCAUUGAAAGUUGGAAACCAUAAUAUUAGGUUAGAAGCACCGAGGUCCUCGUGUUCGAUAUAUGGGGCCUUAAAAACCUAUGGUCCGAUUUCGACGAUUUUUAGAAUGGGGCUUCCACACUAUUAACAUAGUAUUUGUGCAAAGUUCUGCACUGAUAUCUUCACUAGUACUUACUUUAUAUAUUGUAAAGUAAACGAUUCGGAGGAUGGGAUCAUGUGUAGAAGUUCACGCAAGUGAGGAAAGUUUUUGAUUGUCACUCACUUGGGAGUGGCCAGAAACGAUUCUUCUCCACAUGGUUCAAGCAGCUCACGACUUCCGGUUUUAGACCAAGUAUCCUCUGGGUAGCCAACAGACAUCCGUUUGAAGGCGAGCUAAAGUGAGAAGGCGAAGCCCGCUUAUGCGGUUGUGCGUAGGGUUUGGGACCCACCACAUAAAAACACCCCCCAAUGAAAAAUCUACGAAAGCCUCGGAUGAGACACCCCCCUUUUGAUGACGACCCCUGCAAACGUUUUAAGGAUAAUGAUAUAAGGGCAUGCACCUGGAAUGUCCGGACCCUUAAUUGGGAAGGUGCCUCUGCCCAGCUGGUUGAUGUCCUCAUACGACUUAAGGCUGACAUCACCGCCAUCCAAGAAGUGCGAUGGACGGGACAAGGACGGAAGAAGGUGGGUCCUUGUGACAUCUACUACAGCGGCCAUAUAAAGAAGCGUAAAUUUGGUGUUGGAUUUGUGGUGGGAGAGAGACUCCGUCGCAAAGUCCUGGCAUUCACCCCGGUGGAUGAACGUCUAGCCACAAUCCGCAUCAAAGCGAGGUUCUUCAACAUAUCGCUGAUUUGCGCCCACGCCCCAACGGAAGAGAAGGACGAUGUGACCAAAGAUGCUUUCUAUGAGCGCCUAGAACGCACCUAUGAGCGCUGCCCCCCGCCACGAUGUAAAAGUCGUGCUUGGUGAUUUUAACGCCAGGGUGGGUAAAGAAGGUGUCUUUGGCACAACAGUCGGAAAAUUCAGCCUCCAUGACGAAACAUCGCCAAACGGCCUGAGGCUGAUCGACUUCGCUGGGGCCCGAAAUAUGGUCGUCUGUAGUACCAGAUUCCAGCAUAAGAAAAUACAUCAAGCUACUUGGCUGUCUCCUGGUCGAAACACGCGGAACCAAAUCGAUCACGUUGUGAUAGACGGAAGACAUGUCUCCUGUGUUUUAGACGUGCGUACGCUCCGAGGACCAAAUAUAGACUCGGAUCAUUAUCUGGUCGCAGCGAAGAUACGCACCCGCCUCUGUGCGGCAAAGAAUGCCCGUCAACAAACACAAGGAAGGUUCGACGUCGAAAAGCUGCAAUCGCAACAGACAGCCACGAAAUACUCUACUCGACUUGCACUCCUGCUCUCUGAGAGCACUCAUCAGCAUCUCGGUAUAAGGGAACUGUGGAACGGCAUCUCAAACUCACUGCGUACCGCUGCAGCCGAAACAAUUGGUUUUCGGCAACGACAAAAAACAAGCUGGUACGAUGAGGAGUGCCGUCUCGCAGCGGAGAGAAAACAGACUGCCUACCUCGCAACAUUGCAAACGACCACAACACGUGCGGGAUGGGAUAGAUACCGAGAGCUGAAGAGGGAAGCGAGACGCAUUUGCAGACAAAAAAAGAAAGAGGCCGAAAUGCGUGAGUACGAAGAGCUUGAGAAGCUGGCAGACAGAGGGAAUGCUCGAAAAUUUUAUGAAAAAAUGAAGCGACUUAACGAAGGUUUCAAGACCGGAGCAUCCUCAUGUAGAGACCAAGGUGGUAAUCUAGUAACCGAUGUCCAGGGCAUACUGGGAUUAUGGAGGGAACACUUCUCCGACCUGCUGAAUGGCAGUGAGAGUACAACACCAGGAGAUGGCGAACCCGAUCCCCCAAUCGAUGACGAUGGAACAGAUGUUCCAUUACCCGACCAUGAAGAAAUUCGAAUAGCAAUUACCCGCUUGAAGAACAACAAAGCAGCGGGGGCCGAUAGAUUACCGGCAGAACUAUUCAAAUACGGCGGCGAAGAACUGAUAAGGUGCAUGCAUCAGCUUCUUGGUCGGAAGAAAGCAUGCCUGACGAUUGGAAUCUCAGUGUGCUCUGCCCAAUCCAUAAAAAGGGAGAUCCCACAAUCUGCGCCAAUUACCGUGGGAUCAGCCUCCUAAAUAUCGCAUACAAGGUUCUAUCGAGCGUAUUGUGUGAAAGACUAAAGCCCACCGUCAACAAACUGAUUGGACCUUAUCAGUGUGGCUUUAGACCUGGAAAAUCGACAACUGACCAGAUAUUCACCAUGCGCCAAAUCAUGGAAAAGACCCGAGAAAAGAGGAUCGACACACACCACCUUUUUGUCGAUUUUAAAGCUGCUUUCGACAGCACGAAAAGGAGUUGCCUUUACGCCGCGAUGUCUGAAUUUGGUAUCCCCGCAAAACUAAUACGGCUGUGUAAAUUGACGUUGAGCAACACCAAAAGCUCCGUCAUGAUUGGGAAGGACCUCUCCGAGCCGUUCGAUACCAAACGAGGUUUCAGACAAGGUGACUCACUAUCGUGCGACUUCUUUAACCUGAUGCUGGAAAAAAUUAUAAGAGCUGCAGAGCUAAACCGAGAAGGUACAAUCUUCUACAAGAGUGUACAGCUCCUGGCGUACGCCGAUGAUAUUGAUAUCAUCGGAAGCAACAACCGCGCCGUUUGUUCUGCUUUUUCCCGCAUGGAUAAGGAGGCGAAGCGAAUGGGUCUGGAGGUGAAUGAGGACAAGACGAAAUAUCUCCUGUCAUCAAACAAACAGUCGGCGCAUUCGCGUCUUGGCUCCCACGUCACUGUUGACAGUCAUAACUUCGAGGUCGUAGAUAAUUUCGUAUACCUGGGAACCAGCAUCAACAACACGAACAAUGUCAGCCUCGAAAUCCAGCGCAGAAUAACUCUUGCCAACAGGUGCUACUUUGGACUGAGUAGGCAAUUGAACAGUAAAGUCCUCUCUCGACGAACCAAAAUCAAGCUCUACAAGUCACUUAUCAUUCCCGUCCUGCUUUACGGUGCAGAAGCUUGGACGAUGUCAACAUCAGAUGAGACGACACUAGGAGUUUUCGAGAGGAAAAUUUUGCGCAAGAUUUAUGGUCCUCAGAACAUUGGCAACGGCGAAUACCGCAGACGAUGGAACGAUGAGCUGUACGAGUUAUACGACGACAUUGACAUAGUUCAGCGAAUAAAAAGACAGCGGCUACGCUGGCUAGGUCAUGUUGUCCGAAUGGACGAAAACACUCCAGCCCUGAAAGUGUUGGAUGCAGUACCCGCCGGAGGAAGCCGAGGAAGGGGAAGGCCUCCACUCCGUUGGAGGGACCAGGUGGAGAGCGACCUGGUUACACUUGGGAUCUCCAACUGGCGCCGAACUGCAAAGGAGAGAGACAGGUGGCGCACUAUCGUCGAUUCGGCUAUAACCGGCUAAACGGUUGCAACGCCAAUCACAUACAUACAAACGAUUCAGAUUGUCUUCAAAGUUCUGGUAUAUAGUAAGUAGGCGUGGUUGUGAAGCGAUUUGGCCUAUUUUCACAACAUAUCAUUGGGAUGUAAGGAAACUAUUACAAACCAAGUUUCAUUGAAAUCGGUCGAGUAGUUCCUGAGAUAUGGUUUUUGACCCAUAAGUGGGCGACGCCACGCCCAUUUUCCAUUUUGUAAAAAAAUCUGAGUGCAGCUUUCAUCUGCCAUUUCUUAUGUGAAAUUUAGUGUUUCUGACAUCUUUCGUUAAUGAGUUAACCCACUUUAAGUAAUUUUCGACCUAACUUUUGUAUGGGAGGUGGGCGUGGUUAUGAUCCGAUUUCUUUCAUUUUUGGACUGUAUUAGGAAGUGGCUAAAAAAAGCGACUGCAGAAAGUUUGGUUUCUAUAGCUCUAUUGGUUUGCGAGAUAUGUAUAAAAAACUUAGUAGGGGGCGGAGCCACGCCCACUUCCCCAAAAAAAUUACAUCCAAAUAUGCCCCUUCAUAGUGCGAUCCUUAAAACCAAAUUUUAUUUCCAUAGCUUUAUUUAUAGCUUAGUUAUGGCACUUUAUGUGUUUUCAGAUUUCGCCAUUUUGUGGGCGUGGCAGUGGUCCGAUUUUGCUCAUUUUCGAAAGAAACCUUCCUAUGGUGCCAAGAAAUAAGUGUGCCAAGUUUCAUUAAGAUAUCUUAAUUUUUACUCAAGUUACAGCUUGCACAGACGGACGGACGGACAGACAGACAUUCGGAUUUGAACUCCAUUCUUCACUGUGAUCACUUUGGUAUAUAUAACCCUAUAUCUAACUCGUUUAGUUUUGGGUGCUACAAACAACCGUUAUGUGAACAAAACUAUAAUACUCUCUUUAGCAACAUUUGUUGCGAGAGUAUAAAAAUUCAAUUAAUAUAUAAAAUUAAGAAAUUGAUAACUAAGUUUAAGGGGUGUCGAAUAUUAAACACCUUUACAAGUAUACUUAUUUAUAAGCAAUCAUUAUUCAAAUAAAUGAAUUACUUAAACAAAAAACAAUACGACUUUAAAUUUCACUAACAAAAUAGAAAUCUGGUAGAAUAUAUUACGCUGGAACUCUAAUUUAGUUUUGUUAUUAAUUUAGAAUUUAAAAUGCUAAAAGCAAGUUGUGUUUUUUGCAGAACAACUUGGACGCAUGAGGGUUUUAAAUUGUUUCAAGUCCCAAAAAAUGAUUUAAAAAGAAAGAAGUGGUCAGAUUCAUGUGGAGUCGAUUUAAAACCGACUUCGAGAAUUUGUUCACUCCAUUUCUCAUUCGAAGAUUAUGUGUCUGGGUCAGACCGAAAACGCAGUAAAUUAGCAGAGGAUGCAUUACCAGUAGCUGUCGACAGCCUAUGUGAAUGGCAAGAAAAUACGCCUAAAUUUAUUGAUAGCUCAACGCAAACUGAACCAUAUGAAGAUCAAAUUGCAUUACUCGAAGCAAGAAUUGUGGAGCUUAAAGCCCAAAAUCAAUAUUUAGAAGAUCUUCAAAACAGCGUCUGUUCAAUAUUUAGUUCUGGCCAAGUAAGAAAGCUUCAAAGUCCAGAAAGAAGCAUUCAUUGGAGUUGGGAAGGCAUUGCUUAUUCCAUUGCAAUUCAUGCGGCCGGACCAAGUGAUAUACCUUUUGCUGAUAGUCUCACAAUUUUAAGUUUUGAUGAAAUGAAAGUUGAGCCCGUAUACGAAUACGAUGCGCAAAACGAUGUUGUCCGCCAACCAUGCAAUUAUGUCCAAGUUGUUAUAGCACGUGGACUUAAGUCGUCUUGGAAACAAACGGUUUUCAGUGCAUAUGAUUGCAAGAUGACAAAAACAAUUUUAGACAACAUUAUAGUGAAAAUGCAUGAUGUUGGUUUCACUGUUGUUGCAAUUGUAUCAGACAUAGGUGCGGGAAAUCAGUCCUUAUGGAAGGAAUUAAAAAUAAGAAGUGAUAAAACAUGGUUUAACAAUCCGGCAAUAGAUGGUAAAAUUUUUGUCUUUGCUGAUGUACCACAUUUACUGAAACUUAUUCGUAAUCACUUUCUCGACGUGGGAUAUGUAUACAAAGAAAAAUUGCUAACUCCGAAAACUAUAGUACAGUUGCUUGCCUUGACGUCAGCAUCAGACGCUUCCGUUGUACACAAAUUGACGGAAGAACAUCUUACGGUUCAUCAUGCUAGACGUCAAAAAGUGAAGUUGGCUGCGCAGUUAUUUUCACAUAGCACAUCAAGCGCUAUACGUAGGUGUUAUGCAUUGGGGCAUGAAAUAUAUAAUGUCAUUGAAAUCGCAGAGUUUGUGGACAUUAUAAACAAUUGGUUCGAUAUUUUUAAUUCGAAAUUAAAUACAUACCAAUCAGUUCCGUAUAAAAAGCCUUUUGGAAUGGAUUUGGCACCCUAAAUGAAAUUUUUGGGAGAUGUAGACCAUUGCAUAAGCAAUACAAGAGCUUUUGGUCGUCAGUCAUUGUUGUCAUUCUGGGAUACUGUUAAGCAACAAUUCGUUGCGUGGUUUAUAUACUUAUUUAAAAAAUAAGUAUAACAUACAUUACAUCUUAACGUAUCGACUCAACCAAAAUAUACUCGAAAACUUUUUUGGAGCAAUGCGGUCAAGGGGUGGUCUUUACGAUAACCCAAGCCCAAUGCAAUUUAAAUACAGGCUACGUAAACAUUUACUAGCCCGCAACACUGAAAUUUUCUCGUCUUGUGGAAAUAUGGAGCACGACGAAACCGAAUGGCUCAGUCUUAAUGAAGGUUUGGUGGAAAAUUUGAACCGUUUUCUAUCAGAAGAGGACCUGGUUUCGGAAGAGUUCGAAUUACCUAACGAACUCGCGUUUCCUACUGAAGUUGAUGGUGUUAAUUUCGAUCACCUGUAUGAAGAUGCAUUAGAAUAUAUUGCAGGAUUCAUCGUUAGGAAAUUGGGUUUAUCCGAACAUAUUUCGAAUGAACCGACAUAUACGUGGAUAGACGAAUUAUCGAUGGGAGCCUUAACAAAGCCAACGUCCAGCUUUUUAAAAAUUAUUAAAAGCCUUGAAACCAUUUAUAACAACUUUAAUGGUUACACAAUAAAUGGCUCAAAUAAUUACUUGCAAAAGCUCAUCGCCUGUUCGGAGGAUAUAUGUGCUAACUCUGAUGUAAGAAGGCUAUUUUUUAAGACAUAGACAAAAUUCGUCGAAGUUCUGCAAGAACAAAUAGCGCUCGACAAAACUACCAAGUCACAAUGCAAAAAAAAAAAAAAAAAAACAA
Molecule: messenger RNA, 18075 nt
Organism: Zeugodacus cucurbitae (melon fly)
Lineage: Eukaryota; Metazoa; Arthropoda; Insecta; Diptera; Tephritidae
Product: asparagine synthetase domain-containing protein CG17486
Exons: 8
Coding region: 94-1806 (570 amino acids)
Molecular function (GO): asparagine synthase (glutamine-hydrolyzing) activity
Source: RefSeq, a predicted model, not a curated record